AUGAUGAAAAGAGGUGCAGGUCUAAUGGCUGCUCUAUUUGGUGCUGUUUUUGCUCUAAUAUUGAGCUGUGCAGUUGGGCAAACUGCACACAUAGUUGGAGGCUCUGUGGGUUGGACAACCCGAAUCCCCAACGCCACGUUCUAUAGUGAUUGGGCUUCCGGCCAGACCUUCCGGGUUGGAGACACUCUCGUCUUCAACUUCAUGACCGGCCUACACGACGUCGUCCAAGUGCCCCAAGCAUCCUACACCGCCUGCAGCGGCAACGCCGCCAUAGGCAGCCCCAUCUUGACCGGCCCCGCCAACGUCACCCUCAACACAACCGGCAACCACUAUUACAUCUGCACCUUCGGCUCCCACUGCCAACAAGGUCAGAGGCUCAGCAUCUCCGUCAGAUCCUCCACCGGCGGCGGCGCCAUCCCGCCGACGGCCGCCCCUCCGACUACCUCCGGCGGCGCAAUCCCUCCCACUGCCACCUCCGGCGGUGCCAAUCCUCCGGGGGCCACCUCUCCGACCUCCCCUGGCGCCGGAAGUCCUCCGGGCACCCAGGGUCAGCCUGGUUCGGGCGCUGCUUCUUGGGCCGGCAGUUUCUUGUUUGUCGUGCUGUCUGCCGGAGUGGUUCUCGCCGUCUAA
Molecule: messenger RNA, 630 nt
Organism: Striga hermonthica
Lineage: Eukaryota; Viridiplantae; Streptophyta; Magnoliopsida; Lamiales; Orobanchaceae
Source: the annotation of a GenBank genome assembly